GCAGAUCUUGUGCAAGUCACAAUGAAAAUUUAUGCAGAUUUUGUGCAGAUAUUUUAGUACAAUAAAAUUUGUGCAUGAAAAGUAAACAUUAUGCACUAACACAUAUUUACAAGUCUAUUUGUACAAAAUGUUUACCAACUUUGUACGUAUUUCUGGGCAUCUACUUAGUAAUUAAAUAUAUGUAUAAGUUUUAUGCAAACUUAUCUACAUUAAAAUUGUACCAUAAAAUCUGUAUCAAAUAUGCACCAAAUAUGCACCAAAUAAUAUAUGAAUUCUGCUGCAGAUUUCCAUGCACCAAACUAGCAUCAAAUAUGCACAAAGAAAAAAAGGGUGAUCAGGCGCCAUCUUCAUGCUACACAGUUCUCUACUCAUUUCCUACAGCCGUCAAAACGUGGUUUUCUUCUUUCUUAAAAUAUUAAAUAAUUAAUUAACAUGGAAAAAUUGGUUCAAAGUGCAGACCAAAGUGAUAAAACUUUCACGGUUGUCGAGUUUCACUUAGAUAAUGGAGUAAGUGUUGUUCCAGGUUCUUGGAUAUCGGAAAAAGUAGGAAAAAAGUUUUGUCCGUUUCCUGAUCCGAUUCCGAAGGAUUUUGAAAGUAUUCAAUCCAACCUAAAUAGUGUUCCUGGCCAGGAUUGGAUUACUUAUGAAGUCACUUGUGUCAGAGUUCAUGAUAACUACAAAAGAGCACAGGGAAAAGCAAAAAAGCACAUUAGGAAUCAACAGGUUGACUCGACUGAUGCAGAAUUAGGACGAGGAAAACGAUUUCGAAAAAAUGAAGAAGUCCUUGUCACCCCGGCCGUAUCAGAACCACCUCCGUCGUUGCUUCAUCAAAUAAAUAGUGGUGAGAACUUUAAAAAAAGUACAUUUUAUAUUGAUCUUAAAAUGUAUAAAAAUAUCAAUUGUGGUUUAGGCUCGAGUCGGCAAGUGAACGGUCCUGCUAAAAUCCCAAACGAUCAACAGCUGCAGACCCUACAAAUUCCAUACAUACGAGUUGAGGCGGAUCAGCAACUCUCAGAGCUAUUUUCAGAAUUUAGAAAUUUUCAAGAAGAAUCAUUACGAAACCAAGCAUUUUUACUGGAACGAGUGCAAAAUUUGGAGAAUCUUCUAUUGAACUCAUUACAAAAUCGAGGUGCCAACUCCCGCUGGGCUGGAUGGAAAUGGCCAAUUAAAACAACAGCUGACGUGGAUGCAGUCGAAUUAUGGUUAUUGGACCCACGCAACUACCAGGAAGAAGUUUUGAUAUUGUCAAAAGUUGGUGGUAAUUCCGGUGGCACGAAGUGUGUUUACGACACCCUUGAUUGGAUGAUUUGUCAUCAACUGGCGCUGACCCUUCGCUAUACCAGUAAGAGUGGAAAAACAGCAGUUGGGGAUAAGUUAUUCGUAAAACUUACUCGUGAGUCCGUCAGACUAUCAAAUCCUGGAUUAACGGAUCGCCAGAUCAAUCGCUUCAUUGCUUCCUGGUUUCGACAGUCCUCACAACGUGAUAAAUCGAGAAAUGAAAACAAAACUUGUCACCCCACGCAGAACACUGCAACGGCGAGCGGAGAGGGUGGUCACCGCGGCACUCAAGAGAAUUCGAACUCAACGAACUCAACGUACGACAACGAUUCUGGCAGAGACGAGUAAUGAAGACGAAUCAAACAACCAGCAUUCUCGUCACAUCGCUAAUUUAGAACAUGUAGAAAGUAAUUUGCAAAUUGAGGAAGCUGAAAAUCUUAUGCCAACUUGUUCUGUUAUCCCACCAAUUAAUAAUAAGUCUAAAUUAAUUCAGUUAGGUAAAUGGGCAACCGAGUUUAAUAUUAGUCAUAUCGCUCUGUCAAAACUAUUAUAUUUAGCCCGUGAAUGGCUGCCUCAUGAGGGGUUUCCAAUGGAUCCUAGAACACUUUUAAAAACUAAACGGGUCAUAGAAAUUAGGGAUAUUGAAGGGGGAAAAUUUUAUCACUUCGGAAUCCUCAAACAUAUUAAUGAAGUAAUAGAAUCGGGGAACUUAUUAGAUUUUACAAUUCCCAAUUUGAGCAAUUUUCUAGAAUUACGGAAUCUUUUAACACUUAAAAUUGGAAUAGAUGGAUUGCCAAUUUCCAGAA
Messenger RNA from Folsomia candida, 2084 nucleotides. RefSeq lists its product as uncharacterized. Bases 433 to 1626 code for a protein of 397 amino acids. The record is from RefSeq and is a predicted model, not a curated record. NCBI's taxonomy places the organism in Eukaryota, Metazoa, Arthropoda, Collembola, Entomobryomorpha, Isotomidae. The transcript is spliced from 5 exons.